Messenger RNA from Symbiodinium necroappetens, 216 nucleotides. Lineage: Eukaryota; Dinophyceae; Suessiales; Symbiodiniaceae. The record is from the annotation of a GenBank genome assembly.
AUGUUCUUUGGCUGGCCCUUGCUGCCCUUCUUGCCACGACCGCAGUCUAGGAUCAUCACUUAUGUGGGACCGGGCAUCGACUUGCCGCACAUCCCAUCACCCUCCAACGAGGACGUGGACCACUGGCACAAGGUGUACAUGGAAGGCUUGCAGAAGCUCUUCGACGAGAACAAGGCAGAGGCUGGUUACCCUGAUGCGCAGCUGGAAAUACUGUAA